AUGGCUGGCUGCACUCCAGAGGAGAUCCAGAGUCGGUUUGUCAAAGCAAUUACACCAUACAAAGAGUUCAUUGAUCAAUUUCAAGCAGCUUUAUUGCUCAAGAACAUCAAAUUCUUUGUAGCAAUUAUGGUUACAGUUAUUGGUUUGAUCACAAUCUUUGGUUUACUUAUUAGAUCAUCCAUUCCAAAUCUUGUUGUUGCAAUUAUUGCAAUUCCAAUCUUAGAAUUAUUCUAUUGCUUUGAUGCACAUCUCAAAGUAAAGAAAUUAUACAUUGCUGAGAUCCCACAAUCAGCUGAAGGUGCUCUUGAUCGUCUUUGGACACUUGAAGAAAUCAUUGCCCUUGUUUGGAAGCCAGCACUUAUGAUUUGGCGUUUCGGAUUCUUCGUUUAUGCUACAUUUGUAUGUCCAAACCCAGUAGAUACAAUCGCUUUCAUUUUAAUGUGCAUUCUCCUUUCAUUUGUGAACAAGUUCAUCAACUUCUUUGUUCUCUUCUCUGUUCUUCUUGUUCUUGCUCUUGUCGCACCAGCAAUUCUUGUUAAAACACCAGCUGGUGAAAAACUUAGAGAAUUCCUUAACAAAAAGAAGGAAAAAGCUGAAUAA
This is a messenger RNA of Trichomonas vaginalis G3, 600 nucleotides long. RefSeq lists its product as uncharacterized. Bases 1 to 600 code for a protein of 199 amino acids. The transcript has a single exon. The record is from RefSeq and is a predicted model, not a curated record. Lineage: Eukaryota; Parabasalia; Trichomonadida; Trichomonadidae.